Molecule: messenger RNA, 1627 nt
Organism: Microplitis mediator
Lineage: Eukaryota; Metazoa; Arthropoda; Insecta; Hymenoptera; Braconidae
Exons: 6
Coding region: 161-1594 (477 amino acids)
Cellular component (GO): membrane
Source: RefSeq, a predicted model, not a curated record
UUACGACCUUCGUAUUGAUCACUAUUUUUCUCUACUAGUGAAAUGCGCAAGUCCUAUAAGUUUUAUAAACGAAGCAGUGUAUAGAAUUAUCAAGCGACAUUGAUGUUAGGAUAAGUAUUAUCAGCUGUAACCACCUGUGUAAAACUGUAGUUUAUUGAGCAUGAAAUCAAAGUCAUUAUGCUACAACAUAAUUUGCAUUGCUAUUGUCUUAUCAAUAACUACUUCUUCUUCUAGUGAAUUUGAGUUUUAUCAAGAUGUCAUGGCAGAAGGACGAGAUUUUCGUAAUAGGGUGAAACUUUUGGAGUCAGAUAGGCAGCAGGAAGAAUUCCAACAACUCCAAAAUGUUGUACAUAAGUCUCCAUUCGUUGAAGAAGAUAUUUCAGAGGAGCAGUUGAAAAACAAUAACGAUUAUAUUUCUAGAUUACUAUCAAAGAUUCCUCAAGUUUCAAAAGGACGACGAAUAAUUCAAAAAAAAAAAAAGUAUUUUCCUCAGCAUUCGAAAAACAAUAAUAUUUUGGAUUUUCUCUGGUCAAUAGAAAAUUUGUAUGUUGAUUAUAAGUCUCCACUGUUAACUUCUGAUUAUUCAAAAAUUACACUUCCCCGUUCUCCAAUAAAAAAUCAAAAAAUUUCUCAUUCAAAUGAUAUUAUGAUAAAAAAAAAUAAUUAUGAUUAUGGAAAUACCAGACUUCCAGAAUCGGAAAAUUUUGACACAAAAAUUAUUACUCUUCCACUUAAAAAAUUACCUAUGUAUCAUAUUUUUAAAACACAAAUGAAUCGUAAUCCAAAAAUUCACAUGAAUGAAGAUAAGUUUGAAUUCACAUAUAAUUUUCAUGGUCUUAAAAUGAAUCUCGUUGAUACAGCGUUCGCUAUUACACCAAAUGAUCCACGUUAUAACGAAGAUGGAAAUAUUACAGAUGAUUUUGGAAAAUAUGUGAAUUCCAAUCAUGACUCUAGUAAUAGCGAAGAACAACAUACGAUAAAUAAAAAAAUAUUAAGUUCGAAUAAACUAAAUUAUUUUCGUAUUCCUGACGAAGAUAUUAUAUCAAACAGUGAAUUUAUAAGCUACAAUAUGUUAGUACCCGGAAGUCAGAAGCAAAUAGAUGACGUUCCUAUUCUUAUUUCUUCAAAUAAAAUCAUCGAUGAUGUGUAUUCAAUUGGUAUCAUUUCGGGUUGCAGUGCAGCAAUAAUGUUUGUCUUAGUUUUCAUCAGUCUUACUUGGUACAGAUAUCAACGUAGGGCAAAAGCAACUGCAAACAUCGAAUAUCCAGCUUAUGGAGUGACAGGACCUAAUAAAGAUGUGUCACCUUCUGAAGAUCAGAGAUUAGCACAAUCUGCUCAAAUGUAUCAUUUUCAACACCAAAAACAGCAGAUAAUUGCUUUAGAGAAAACAACUGCAGUGCGAGAUCCAGGAUCAGUAUCUGAAGCCGGCAGUGAUGAAGAAAACGACGAAGGAGACUACACUGUUUAUGAAUGUCCUGGUCUAGCACCCGCUGGUGAAAUCGAAGUGAAGAAUCCUCUUUUCUUUGAAGAUCCUCUCCAUGCACCAUCCCAUUCAAAUCGCAAACAAGAAGAGCAAACUCUAUCGAGGAAUUAAAAUAAUUUCUCGUGAAAAGUAAUAUCGAAUAUA